Molecule: messenger RNA, 1650 nt
Organism: Colletotrichum higginsianum IMI 349063
Lineage: Eukaryota; Fungi; Ascomycota; Sordariomycetes; Glomerellales; Glomerellaceae
Product: Isocitrate lyase
Exons: 3
Coding region: 1-1650 (549 amino acids)
Biological process (GO): carboxylic acid metabolic process
Molecular function (GO): isocitrate lyase activity
Source: RefSeq, a predicted model, not a curated record
AUGGCUGCCAACAACAUGGUCAACCCCGCUGUGGAUCCCAGUGUCGAGGACGACCUCUUCCAGAAGGAGGUCGACCAAGUGAAGCAGUGGUGGAGCGAGCCGCGAUGGAGAAACACCAAGCGGCCCUUCACUGCCGAGCAGAUCGUUUCCAAGAGAGGCCACCUCAAGAUUGAGUACCCGAGCAACGCCCAGUCCAAGAAGCUGUUCGACAUUCUCGAGAAGCGCUUCAAGAACAGGGACGCCAGCUACACUUACGGCUGUCUGGAGCCCACAAUGGUCACCCAGAUGGCCAAGUACCUCGACACCGUCUACGUCUCUGGCUGGCAGUCAUCCUCGACCGCCUCCGCCUCGGAUGAACCUGGCCCGGAUCUGGCAGAUUACCCCUACCCCUCGCAGACGACCGUCCCUAACAAGGUCGCCCAUCUGUUCAUGGCCCAGCUCUUUCACGACCGGAAGCAGCGACAAGAGCGCCUGAGCGUCCCGAAGGAGGCCCGCGCCAAGCUCGCCAAUGUCGACUACCUCAGACCCAUCAUCGCCGACGCCGAUACCGGCCACGGCGGUCUGACCGCCGUCAUGAAGCUCACCAAGCUCUUCAUUGAGAAGGGCGCCGCCGGCAUCCACAUCGAAGACCAGGCCCCCGGCACCAAGAAGUGUGGCCACAUGGCCGGCAAGGUCCUCGUGCCGAUCCAGGAGCACAUCAAUCGCCUCGUCGCCAUCCGCGCCCAGGCCGACAUCAUGGGCUCCAACCUCAUCGCUGUCGCCCGCACCGACGCCGAGGCUGCCACCCUCCUCAGCACGAACAUUGACCCCCGCGACCACGCCUUCAUCCUCGGUUCCACCAACCCCAGCCUCCAGCCCCUGAAUGACCUUAUGAUCGCCGCCGAGCUGGCCGGCAAGAACGGCGAGCAGCUCCAGGCCAUUGAGGACAACUGGCUCAAGCAGGCCAAUCUCAAGCGCUUCGACGAGGCCGUCGUCGAUGCCAUCAAGGCCAGCCCCCAGCCCAACAAGGACGGCUUGGUCCAGAAGUACCUCUCGGCUGCCAAAGGCAAGAGCAACGUCGAGGCCCGCGCCCUUGCGAAGGGAAUCCUCGGUGCCGACGUUCACUUCGACUGGGACUCCCCGCGCACGCGCGAGGGCUACUACCGCCUCAAGGGCGGCUGCGAUUGCGCUAUCAACCGUGCCAUCGCCUACGCACCUUACUGCGAUGCCAUUUGGAUGGAGAGCAAGCUGCCAGACUUCAAGCAGGCCCAGGAGUUUGCCAAGGGCGUCCACGCCGUGUGGCCCGAGCAGAAGCUCGCUUACAACCUCUCGCCCUCGUUCAACUGGAAGACGGCGAUGCCUCGUGCCGAGCAGGAAACGUACAUCCGCCGCCUCGCGUCGCUCGGCUACUGCUGGCAGUUCAUUACGCUCGCUGGCCUGCACACGACGGCGCUCAUCAGCGACAAGUUUGCCAAGGCGUACAGCCAACAGGGUAUGCGGGCGUACGGCGAGCUCGUGCAGGAGCCCGAGAUGGACUCGGGCGUCGAUGUAGUCAAGCAUCAGAAGUGGAGCGGUGCGACGUACGUCGACGAGCUGCAGAAGAUGGUCACGGGCGGUAUCAGCAGUACCGCUGCCAUGGGAAAGGGCGUAACGGAGGACCAGUUUCAUUAG